Molecule: messenger RNA, 4038 nt
Organism: Sinocyclocheilus rhinocerous
Lineage: Eukaryota; Metazoa; Chordata; Actinopteri; Cypriniformes; Cyprinidae
Product: sentrin-specific protease 6-like
Exons: 23
Coding region: 395-3517 (1040 amino acids)
Biological process (GO): proteolysis; regulation of spindle assembly; regulation of kinetochore assembly
Cellular component (GO): cytoplasm; nucleus
Molecular function (GO): SUMO-specific endopeptidase activity
Source: RefSeq, a predicted model, not a curated record
CUCAAUAGCGCUUCAUGCUGCAGAAUAAUGCACUUUUAGCCGCUCAGAGUUUCACAAAAUGUCUUAAAAUUACACGUUUUAUUACAUGCAUUUUAGUCUCCCACACUGGUCGCUUAAUUAUCUUUGCGAGUGUAAUCAGCUUUUAUCCCCGCAGUCAGACAGACGACGAUAUUUUACUUUGGUGCUCUUUUCAGCGGGAUUUCUGCUCAUUUGGACUGAAGAUGGGCUGAAAAACACAAAGCGACAUAAUUUUGCAUAGAUUGAAUUUGAGUGACAUUGCGAUGUGAACUCAUGAAAUCACAUGUGAAAUAUUAAAGUGUUUUAAAUGUUGAAGUGACAGAAGUCGCUUAAGUGCAGUGCGCGAGGUUAAACUCGUUUGAAGGGAUGGACCAAUAUGAAUCAUAAAAAGAGUCUGUUUAUUGAAGCUCUGGAUAAAUGUGAGGACAGGAGAGAUGGAGGCUUUAAGCAGACCUGGAGGUGUUCUCUCUCAGAUGAUCGUGAAGAUGACAGCAGACAUGACGCCGCUCUUGUGACCAUGGAGCGAGUGAGUGGCCAGCAGGAGCUUUCCCCUGAGGGAAUGAAGACUCCAUCCAUGAAGCGCUUCAGCGCUAAUGGGUCUGUGGAGACUCAUGAACGACGUCCAAAUCAAUUAAGGCAACUCAACAGAGCCGGCAAGCUUAGUGAAUCAGUGAACCCCAAUCGAACCAGCUAUCUGAUAAUGAGUCCAGCGCCGUCCCAAGGAGUUCUGGUUCAGGGGCGGCUCUUCCAGCACGCACAGUUCUCUGCUCCAGUCAGAAAGCUGGAGCAAAGAUCCGAUAUGAUCCAAAGAGUCGAGCUGGACAGCAUUCUUCUCACCUGUCCUAAGAGUCCAGAUUCAGACAUCAGUGUUAAGAGACGUGUCCAUCAGAAACGGCGGGCGAUGAACGAUAGUCCUGCUCCUGUGGGCAAACCAGUUGAGCAGCCCCUUCAGCCUGAUGAUUACCUCACAGUUUGUGGUAAAUGUGGCCAGCCAAGUGAGGACCAUGUAAAAUGUGACCGCUGUGGAUAUAUCUUACCUGCUGAGACUCUGCCCCUUCCUGCUGUGACAUCAGCGCUGCCCCCUCGCCCCUCCAUUCGCUCGCAGCCGCCCUCUGUGCCGCCCAGCCUUCAGAUAAGCAAAAGCUUUUACGAGUCCACCUCUGGGGGCUGCUCUCAACAGAUAGAUGUCGUCAUGAGCCCAUCGGUGCGGAUCACACAUGGAGGUAUGCUGCUCCCGCACAAUGGAAGACUCGUUGCCACUUCGGGAAGCUCAGCGUGUAAUGGACUCAAGCAAGCUGGAGGCAAGAAACAGCAGAUCACCAAACCAUGUGAAUUAAAUGACCCCAUUGUGCUGUCCAGCGAUGAGGAUGAAGAAAGUGAUGAUAUCAGCAGCACAGGGACCGGUAACCGUUUGGACAGCGUGUCGCCGCGGCCCGCGGACUCUGCCCACUCAUCUCCUGCUCCCUCCGGUGGUCGGGUGGAAGCGGCGGUUAAAGCAGCUGGUGAACAUGAGGACCCUAGCAGUGACUUUUUCACUCAGACAAGCCAGAGAAACCUGGGACCCAGAAGGAAUCGCAUGAGAGAUCCAUUUGGGAACCCCGUGUGUGAAGAUCCGUCUCCUAAGAAGAGGAAAGUGGGUCAGGUGCAGAAGUUGGGCAGCAUUAUUCUGGAGUGCAGGAGCGUGAGGAUUGGCACUUUACGCAGGAUGGUCACCAAGCCUAUUGUGUUUUCGGUGGAGAACAUACGGCUGGAGACAGAAGGUCCCGAUGUGAAUGUGCUGGAGAGCGUUUGUUUGCGGUCGUCAGAGCUGACCAGAUGCGAGUGGUGUACCGUCAAGAAGCUGCCGGUCCUGUUUCUGCAGACCACCGAUGAGGAGUGCCAGCGAUUACAGACUCAGCUGCAGAUGUCUCAGGACGACGGAGAAAUAUGGUACGACUGCAGCGGCAACAAUGAUGAGAAGUAUAUUGUAUUGAUUUUUGAGAGCGGCCCCACUUUGCAAGAACAGAUGAUUCUGGAGGAUAUCCUUGCUGAAAUCGGCAGAAACAAUAAUAUGCCAGAUUUCCCUAAGAAAAUCAAUUUUGAUGAGGCCAACGUUCGACUGGUUGAGUACAAUAAAGCCUCCAUAGAAAAAGAAAAGGUUAAAGAGGUGAAAGCUGAAGAAUCAGCAACACCUUCAUCUUCAACCGUUUCAGCCUCAGCAUCCCUUUCGGUUGUGAUGGUUACCGUGGCAACAGCAAAUACAGCCCCAGCAGCCCCUGUCUCUUGUGUGGUGACGAGUGUGCGAACACGCAUGUCUGCUCGGCUCCAGGAGUACUGUGAAGAGGAUGAUGAGAUGGCAGAGCUCCAGCCGACCUUCACUGGUCCUAUUAUAAAGUUGUUGGUUUACCCCCCGCCGCCUGCUAAAGGAGGAAUCUCAGUAACCAAUGAGGACCUUCACUGUCUGAACGACGGAGAGUUCCUCAACGACGUCAUCAUCGACUUCUACUUAAAAUAUCUGUUUUUGGAGAAGUUGAAGAAGGAAGACGCUGUCCGCAGUCAUGUGUUUAGCUCAUUCUUCUAUAAGAGACUCAAUCAGAGAGAGCGGAGAAACGCAGUCGACACGUCCAACUUACCCAUACAGAAGAGGAAACACAACAGAGUGAAGACAUGGACACGUCACGUGGAUCUCUUCCAGAAAGACUUCAUCUUUGUGCCCAUCAAUGAGUCUGCACACUGGUAUCUCGCCAUAAUCUGUUUUCCGGGUCUGGAGAAGGCUCAUGUUGAGCCAAACCCACUGUACCAGCCUCAAACUCAAGCCCAUAGCACUGCUGUCUCCUCCAGCCCAGCCGCCGAUGGAGGUUCGGAUGAGCUGGACGACGUCAGAUCUGCGGCUGAUGUGAACAGACAGCCGCAGUACACAGAUGGUUUACACAGAAUAAUCGAGUGUUAUGGAACAGAUGACUCCCAUCCCUCUGAUGACCAAAGCUCAUGUCAGGACGAGUGUAGUGAAGAUGACAGUUUGGUUGAUGACUGUGGGAGCUUUGACAAAGCAGAGUGGACGUCCAAACCCACCAUCUGCAAACAGCCUUGUAUUCUGAUCAUGGACUCGCUGCGUGGACCAACCCGCUCGACUGUGGUAAAAACGUUACGAGAGUAUCUAGAGGUGGAGUGGGAGGUGAAGAAAGGCUCCCAGAGGAGUUUUGGGAAGGAUAUGAUGAAGGGCUCGAGUCCUCGUGUGCCACAGCAGGAUAACUUCAGUGACUGUGGAGUUUAUGUGCUGCAGUAUGUGGAGAGCUUCUUCGAGAGUCCUCUUCCAAGCUUUCAUCUCCCGAUGAAUUUAUUGGAUUGGUUUCCCCAGCAACGGAUGAAAACCAAGCGGGACGAGAUCAAGGAGCUCAUUCUGAAGCUUCAGACUCAGCAGCAGCUCAAUCUGGAGAGUUCUGGACAGACAGAUGGCUGCCACAGCCCCUGUGAGGAUACCUUAGAGUCAGCUGAUCUCAUCCCUCCAAUCAGCUCCUGACCUCCGCCCACGCUGCUACGCUUUCACCAUCACAUGACUUAGAAACACUAAAAGCCAAUCAGGGCCUUGUGUGAUUGUAUGCUGCUGGACAACUCUGCCGUUAUUUCUUAUGACCUUCUUAUAGUUUUGAUGAUAUGAAAUUUGAAAAGAAGAGUGGUUUGUUUUUUUAUUUGUAUCGAAUGCAUUGUGUACAUAAGCUAGGCUUCUUUUACUUUGCCGUUUUUUGCUGCCUUUUCAGUUUUACUUCUCAUUUAUUGUUCAGUUUUGCACCAUCUGUAAAAUAAAAGUUUGUGUUCAUCUUGAUUAUUUACUCUAAUGUGCCUAGAGGGUUAUAAAUACAGUACUGUUCAGUGUUCUGUUUGGAUUUCAUGCCUCUGAAGGAAAUGAAAGCAUUUUUUGUAAAAUUAGUAUCCAAGCAAACUUUGUGUCCACAACAAAAUAGAAAUCAUUUUUCAAUGUUCUGCUACUUGCCAUUCAGGAGUGCACAUUUGCCUUGGUACAGUCUAAUACAACAAUAUGAA